Alternaria arborescens is the source of this 2442-nucleotide messenger RNA. RefSeq lists its product as hypothetical. The record is from RefSeq and is a predicted model, not a curated record. NCBI's taxonomy places the organism in Eukaryota, Fungi, Ascomycota, Dothideomycetes, Pleosporales, Pleosporaceae. The coding region runs from base 1 to 2442 and encodes 813 amino acids. The transcript has 2 exons. Gene Ontology annotation, molecular function: RNA binding; pseudouridine synthase activity. Gene Ontology annotation, biological process: pseudouridine synthesis. Gene Ontology annotation, cellular component: nucleus.
AUGUCUGAACGAUUGGACGAGUCUACGCGACCCGCGAAACGCGCGCGACUCGACGAAAAUACCGACAUAUCCCUCCCCACAACCUCUCCUGCACCAGCUCAGACAGCUGCAAUACUUUCAGCGCCGGCGUCGGUUGACACGGAUCUGGAGCGCGAAGUACGCGCCGGUAUAACCGAAUAUGUCUGCCCGAACAACUUGGGUUUCACGGGUAUCUUGAAGCAGAGAUAUACGGAUUUCUUAGUCAAUGAGAUCGCGCUCGAUGGGCAGGUGCUGCAUUUGAAGAGCACCGAGGUGGAAGAGAAGAAGAAGCCUGUGAAAGAGAAUGUCCCGGCGGUCGAAGGUACAGGCGAACACAAGUCAGAGAGCACAAUAGCGACCGACGACAAGAUCGAUGCUGUUAUGCAGGAUGUGGGAGUCGCUGGUGAGACAACCCUCGCAGUACCGGAACCAGCAAAGGUUGAGGAUGCGCCGAAAGAAUCUGAGAACGAUGGGGAGCAGAUCAUUGGUAAACCAGCAGCAGCCAAGGAAGAGCAAGAAGAAGAGUUACCGGAAGACGAUCGCAACAUUCUACAUUCGAUAUUCGGCGAACAGACUACCGACGACAUCGUCAAACUUGUCCGACAAGUACGGAAACGCGAAUCGAAAAAAGCAAAGGACUUCAAAGCAGUCAUAUCAUCGCCCAUAACGGACAAGGACAAGCGCACACAGGCUCACCAGAGCUUGCGUCGCAUUUUCCCCAACUUGCUCGAGAGUGCUAUGGAGGAGAACCAAUGCAUACGCAUCAAGGCAACUCCCCCAGCGGAGCGCAAAAAGAAGAAGGGCAAGGGUGGUGGUGGGGAUCGACAAGACCAGGGACGGCGACGAGGAGGUCAGGAUUGGGAGGAGCUUGGUGGUGAAUACCUGCACUUCAACCUGUACAAGGAAAACAAGGACACAAUGGAGGUUGUUGGCUUCCUAGGAAGUAAGCUCAACUGUGGUGCCAAGGGUUUCGGCUUUGCAGGCACAAAAGAUAGACGAGCAUGCACUGUUCAGAGGGUCUGUGUCAGGCGCCAAACAGCGCAGCGCAUGCAAGCCUUCAACAAGACGCUGUUCAAUGCUGCUGUAGGAGACUUUGAGUACCGCCACAACGACUUGAAGCUUGGAGACCUGAUGGGCAACGAGUUCACCAUCACGCUCCGAGACUGCCACUUCCAGAGCGAAGAAGGAUUAGACUUUGUUCAAAGACGGCAACUCGCCAACGACGUGGUCAGCAAGGCAAUUAGUGACUUUUCCGAGAAAGGUUUCAUUAACUACUACGGUCUCCAACGCUUCGGUUCCUUCGCCGCAAGCACCGAUGCCAUUGGCCGCAAGAUGCUGCAAGACGAUCUAAAAGGCGCCGUCGAAGACCUUCUUGCGUAUAGCGAAACCGCUCUCGCUGCCGCAAAUAACGAAGCCACCGCUGUCCAGGUUUCCCAAGACGAUCGCAACCGUGCGCAAGCCCUCCACAUCUGGAAAACGAAAGGCAGCGGUGCCGAAGCCCUCGAAUUCUUGCCCCGCAAGUUUACAGCAGAGCGAAAUAUAAUCCAACAUCUCGGGUCCCGAAACAGCAAAUCCGGUCGCUACGACCGCAAAACAGACUGGCAAGGCGCGCUCAUGACAAUUCCUCGUACACUGCGUCUCAUGUACGUUCACGCGUACCAGUCUCUCGUUUGGAACACCGUUGCGGGAAAACGUUGGGCUGAACACGGCGACAAGGUUGUUGAGGGAGACCUUGUUCUUGUAAACGAACACCGCGAUAAAGAAGAAAACGCCCCAUCCAAGACGACGACAUCAACACACGACCAGGACGGCGAACCCAUCAUAAACCCCUCCGGCACCGACUCCUCUCUCGCUCCCGAAGCAGAUUUCGAGCGUGCCCGUUCCCUCUCCGCAUCCGAAGCCGCGUCGGGAAAAUACAGUAUCUGGGAUAUUGUCCUCCCACAACCGGGUUUCGAUGUCGAGUACCCGAGAAAUUCAAUUGGAGAGUUUUACAAGGAGUUCAUGGGUAGUGAGAAGGGCGGAGGACUUGAUCCCAUGGAUAUGCGGAGGACUUGGAGGGAGGUUAGUUUGAGUGGGGGUUACAGGAAGUUUUUGGCUAGGCCGCUGCAGCCUCUCACUUUUGAGGUGCAUGAGUAUAAGAAGGUGGAUGAGCAGUUUGUUGAGACAGACAUGCAGAGGCUGGGUCGGGAGAGGGACGUAGGCCACAAGGCUCAAGAGAAAGAGGACGAGAAGAAGGGAGAGAAUGCUGAUGCGCAAAUGGAAGAAGGGGAGGAGAAAGAAGAGACCAAAGAAGAAGAGGAUAAGAUUGCGGUUGUACUGAAGCUGCAGUUGGCGAGCAGUCAGUACGCUACUAUGGCGCUGAGGGAACUGAUGAAGGCUGGCGGUGUCAAGGCAUACCAGCCUGCCUUUAUGGGUGGCAGAUGA